UUUUGUUCAGUAUAUAUAGCAAAAGAAAUAGGGUGUAAUGAGUGUCUUUGAUAUAAACGUAUAGGAUACAUAGGCUAAUCAGUACUUGUUACCGAAUUAAAUGAACAGUUAAUACCUACUCUUACUGCAAGUAAAAAUGAAUGCAGAAUGCUUGUCCCAGGGCAAUUCAAAAUAUAGGAGGACCAUCACGAUAGUAAGGAAUCAUACACUUUGAAGGGUUUGGUCAUCAUAAGAUUUGUGCUUUAAUAUAUAUAUUGUGGCAACGCGCAAAUAUCUAUCACUCUAUUUCACAGGGCUAUUUAAUUAAUGUCAACAUAUUACGUAGCCUGCAGUAAAAAGAGAUUAGGAAUCCCCACAGCGGGAUUUCCCCAGCUACUAAACUCAAAUCGCGCGAGAAGUGAGAAUCGGGACGGGAGCGCGCUUCGUCUUUGACGGAGCGAGAAUUAUGUUCAGUUUAGGUCCUCUUCAACACAAGAAACAGAUUGGAAUCUGCAUAGAGGGAAAUCUACUGUAGCUCGCUGACUGAACGUGUUGUUUUAGGAGUCUGCUGUCCUCAAAGAGACUCAUAUAUAGUGCACGGGAUAACGUUUGCACCGUUGCACUGCCCGGAAUGCGCGAGAUCCAAUUUAUGUAUUGGUUGGGUCAACAAUAGUUCUCGUUGUAUUGAGUUUUUAGUUUUCAGAGAGGCUCUACUGCCACGCGAAGGAGGAAACCGAAGUUACCACUGGCUUGUUUGUCUCGUAGUCUCUGAAUUCUGCAGGAAUGUCUCACAAGGAGAGACCCACUUUCUACAGACAGGAGCUGAACAAAACGAUAUGGGAGGUCCCGGAGCGGUAUCAAUCCCUGUCCCCGGUCGGCUCUGGAGCCUAUGGAUCAGUCUGUCAUUGGCAGCAGAGAACUGGAAGGAAAGGCGGACAAACAAGGAGUUGGCUUUGGGGACAACCAGUGAGAUAUACCUGCUGGAGCGCGUGCUAUGGCUCGUCGUAUGACGUGAAGUCUGGGCAGAAGAUGGCGGUGAAGAAGCUGUCCAGGCCGUUCCAGUCAAUUAUCCACGCUAAGAGGACCUACAGAGAACUAAGGCUCCUGAAACACAUGAAACACGAGAAUGUGAUUGGUCUGUUGGAUGUGUUCACGCCUGCCACCAGCCUAGAGGAAUUCAACGACGUGUACCUGGUGACCCACCUGAUGGGGGCGGACCUCAACAACAUAGUGAAGUGUCAGAAGCUGACAGACGACCAUGUGCAAUUCCUCAUAUACCAGAUCCUCAGGGGACUCAAGUAUAUCCAUUCAGCAGACAUCAUCCACAGAGAUUUGAAGCCCAGUAAUCUGGCAGUGAAUGAGGACUGUGAGCUCAAGAUCCUGGACUUUGGUUUGGCGCGACACACUGAUGAUGAGAUGACUGGUUAUGUAGCGACCAGGUGGUACCGCGCCCCAGAGAUCAUGCUGAACUGGAUGCAUUACAACAUGACAGUGGACAUCUGGUCAGUCGGCUGCAUCAUGGCAGAGCUGCUCACUGGGCGGACGUUAUUCCCCGGCACCGACCAUAUAAACCAGCUGCAGCAGAUCAUGAGGCUGACAGGAACGCCCCCGGCCUGUCUCAUUAGCCAGAUGCCCAGCCACGAGGCCAGAAACUACAUCAACUCCCUUCCCCAGAUGCUCAAGAGGAACUUUGCUGAUGUGUUUGUUGGCGCUAACCCACAAGCGGUGGAUCUGUUAGAGAAGAUGCUGGUUCUGGACACUGAUAAGCGAAUCACAGCGUCCGAGGCCCUGGCCCACCCCUACUUCUCCCAGUACCACGACCCUGACGAUGAGCCAGAGUCCGAGCCAUACGACCAGAGCUUCGAGAGCAGAGAGCUGGAGAUAGAGGAGUGGAAAAGGUUGACAUAUGAGGAGGUUUGCAGUUUCGAGCCCCUGCCAUUCGAUGGAGACGAGAUGGAGUCCUGAGGGGACGAGGGUGAAGUCAUUGCUAAUCCCGCCUCCUUCUCUUACUGAACUGUGAGGAAGAAGUUGCAUGUAGACAUUGAUCUAGGGACAGUUUUGUGUUUCAUCCCCUAAUGGUUUAGAUUAGGAUCUGGGGGUAAGCUGAUCCUAGAUCUGUACUUAGAUACAACUUACAUCCGGAGCACGCAACCUUGUGUGAGGACUAUCAACUCACCAGACUAGUUCAAACAAACAAACAGGAAGCCACGACAUUCAAGUGCCUGCCGUCAUUCAUUUCUGGGGUUAGAGGUCAAGGGUCAAAGGUGACUCCCCUCUACACCCUCCUCCUGCUUUCUGUAUUAUAUCGUCUUUGAUUGGGUCCCUGGGAAGAAUUGGGGAAAUUACUUUGUAAUAUAUUAUCUAGUGUUUGUGUGUUUUAGAGUUUAUUAAGUCACAUUAUUUGCCAAAAACUACCUAAAUUCUUGGAAAAGGUGCUCAGAUUUUUAACGUUCAAUAUCGCAAAAACAAUCACAUGGUUUAACCAACAAACCACUGCAUUUAUGGAGCUGUUAUUUAUGGUCUGUAGUUUAUAGCCUUUUGGAUAGAAGCCUGUAGGAAAUACAACAGUGGUCAUGACCUGCUCGUCUACGACAAACCUUGUCUCCGUUGUCAAACUGUACGCUGUUGUUAUGCCCGGCAGGGUUUUAGAUGUGUAAAUAAGGCUGCCCUCUUGUAAAUAAAUGAUACUGUGCACCAAUAGUAAUACUGCCUAGAAGUCCCUAUUAUCAUAGAACACAUAGAACCCUCAAGGCUUAGAAUGUUGCCCCUUUGCAUUCCUUUAGGAGAGACUGGCAGGUUCCAUACUCAGAGGGAUCGUUAUUAAAUAGUAUUCCAUUAGAAUGUACACCAGUUUUAACUUUUAAUCAUAGUGAAGUUUUGACAUCCAUCUUUUCAAGUCAAUCACCCAGAAAGAGGGAGGGGGGAGGGGCUUGGUAGUUUAUUCGCUCAUCCUGCCUCUUAACUUAUCGAUUUUUCUACCUGUCUCGGUCUGUUUCUUUCUUCACUCCGUUGUUGUAUCAUUGCCUCCUUGAGCACUGUCCUGUCCUCUGUGUAGUCUGAUUAAAAAUGAGUGGAGAGGUAAUGUGACUGUCACAAAAUGUUAUUUAAUAGAAUGUAUUUAAAGUCCUCCAUCCCCGUAUCACAAGACUGAUGCUGAAAUCAGAAUGGGGUUUUUCCCAAGUAUCCAUAGUGUCUGCUUGCUCUGUGGAGUGCUUUGAGGUUCAGAGUUGGAGCUUCCAUUUAGAUAGCUAUAGGCAUAGAGAUCCAAUUAAUAACAUAACAUUCUAGGAAUCUAUAGUCUUCAGAAAUCACUGGAUUCUCACUCCUGGUUGUUGACAAUGUGAUUUCAAUCAUUUUCAAAUGUAUUCUUAAAUAACUGAAUGUCCCUAGAUGUAUCUUGUUAUUCUGUUUUAUUAAAUGUGUGGGAUGCUAGCACCCCCUACUGUAUUUAACCCCUUUUAUCUUUUCAUUUGUCUCUUGAGUGCAUGCCAAAAUAGCACAUUUAUUCCUUAUAUAGUGCACUAUUUUGGACCAGAUCUCAUAGGGCCCUGUUGAAAAGUAGUGCACUAAACAGGGAAUAUGCUGCCAUAUAGGAUGCACUGUGAUUAUUCCCAUGGAGCGAUCAACAUAUUUAUCUCUUCUAAUUUAUACAGUACAGCGCUCAAACCAGACAAUAUUCAGAAUCUCUUCUAAUUUAUACAGUACAGCGCUCAAACCAGACAAUAUUCAGAAUCUCUUCUAAUUUAUACAGUACAGCGCUCAAACCAGACAAUAUUCAGAAUCUCUUCUAAUUUAUACAGUACAGCGCUCAAACCAGACAAUAUUCAGAAUCUCUUCUAAUUUAUACAGUACAGCGCUCAAACCAGACAAUAUUCAGAAUCUCUUCUAAUUUAUACAGUACAGCGCUCAAACCAGACAAUAUUCAGAAUCUCUUCCUGAAUCUUAACACAGUAACUACUUUUUAUUUCAUAUAGUUUUAUGACUGCUCAUGGUGGGGAUUUUUCUGGCUCUGAAGCAGUAGACUACCUCUCAAAAUCAGUGUUGGUGUCAAAGUCAUUCCAUUUAUUUCAAAUGGGACUUGAACCUGUCGCUAGCUCUUCCCACAGCUGUCUCUCUGUGUUCAUUAGGCAUAAAACAGGAGAAAACGUUUUUGAAACAAAUGGGCUUUCUAAUUGCAUGUUUCAAAAUGAGUUUUUUUACCAUUUGCUGCAUUCUGAACAUAGACUUGUGACAUACAGGGCUGUGGUCUUUCUGUGUAAAUCAGUGAGUGUCCACUCGAGGGCUGUAUCAUAGCAGGAUCACUAACAGAUAGGCCUACAGCUGGGGCGUAUUCAUUACGCCGGUUCGGUUUAAAAAAUAAAAAUAAAAAACUUUAACGGAAGCAAAGGAAACGGGGCGGGACCUACCUGAAUUUGUCUAAUAGAAAUUCUUGUUUUCGUUGCAAAACGCAACUGUUUGGAUUAAUGAUUAGACCGCAGCUCUUGAUUGUCUGGCUCGAUUAAAAAGCUAAGAGUUGUUGGGACUGUCAAGUCAGUUAUAGCACGCCCAUUUCUAGUCUUAAUGUUGGAAAGGUAUUUCUGAUUGUGUAGGAACGUUUGUUGCCUGACCCAUUGAUCCUGCUUUCUGAUACAGCCUUGUGUUUUCAUGUUUACAGCAGCAGGAUGCUGGAGGGUAACACAGAGGGGUAACACAGAAACCUCAAACAUUGUAUUGACACAGUAACAUAGUUAGGUUACUGUCCUCCAGCCAGCUCUCUGUCUCUCUCUCUGUCUCUCUCUCUGUCUCUCUCUCUCUCUGUCUCUGUCUCUGUCUCUCUCUCUCUCUCUGUCUCUCGGUCUCUCUCUCUGUCUCUGUCGCAGCAAUUAUCCUGCAGGAUGAAGAUAAAAUGACUAUUUAUAAUCUGGCUGAUCAUGCAAUGAGUAUUGAUUACCUUAUUUUGCUAUUGUUAUGGUUGUUUAUUUGAUGUAUAUGUUUUUAACAGACAGACCAUGUUUACUUUGUACUUUAAUGAUUCCCCACAUGCAGAACCAUGAGAGCAGGUAAUGUCACCUGUUAAUACCACUGUCAGAAAAUAAAGGCUAUUAUUUUUCAGAACUG
Messenger RNA from Oncorhynchus mykiss (rainbow trout), 5076 nucleotides. Its product is annotated as mitogen-activated protein kinase 14A. Gene Ontology annotation, molecular function: MAP kinase activity; ATP binding. NCBI's taxonomy places the organism in Eukaryota, Metazoa, Chordata, Actinopteri, Salmoniformes, Salmonidae. Gene Ontology annotation, biological process: protein phosphorylation. The record is from RefSeq and is a predicted model, not a curated record.